Molecule: messenger RNA, 1500 nt
Organism: Tilletiaria anomala UBC 951
Lineage: Eukaryota; Fungi; Basidiomycota; Exobasidiomycetes; Georgefischeriales; Tilletiariaceae
Exons: 6
Coding region: 147-1310 (387 amino acids)
Cellular component (GO): protein kinase CK2 complex; cytoplasm
Molecular function (GO): protein kinase regulator activity
Source: RefSeq, a predicted model, not a curated record
CCAUCCAAUCGGGAGGAUCAGGAGGUACCACUCCCCAACUAGCAGCUGUACAACCACAGGGAGAUAGUGGAUCAAGGCGGGAGACAGUGCCCAUCAUUCUCUCAAACCAUUGAAGGGCAGAAGAUAGAAAGUGCAUCGUAAGGGACAUGUCCGCCGGAAACAAGAUUUCUGGGCCUCUGUUCGAGGACGAGGAGCAGGGUAUGAUCGCCGCCGAGGGGGCGGAGGCCAUGCAGGCCGAGUAUGACGAAGAUCAGGAAGAGGAAGAAGAAGACGAAAAUGAAGAAGCCGUUGGGGAUGCCAUGAUGGGCCAGGACGAUCUGGAAGAAUCCGAGUCGGCAUCAGAAUCGGGGACAGACUCCCUAACAUGGAUAUCCUGGUUCUGCUCACUGCCGGGACACGAAUACUUUGCAGAAGUCAGCGAGGACUUUAUCGAAGAUGACUUCAAUCUGACCGGGCUAAAUGCGCUGGUACCCUUCUAUCGCGAAGCUCUUGAGAUGAUUUUGGACGUUGAGCCACAAGAAGACUCUCCGAAGAUCCCAGAUGUCUCGAUUGUUGAGUCAUCAGCCGAGCUGUUAUAUGGGUUGAUUCAUCAGCGAUAUAUCCUUACGCGACAAGGCUUACAACAGAUGGUCGAAAAAUUCGAGAGUGGUCACUUUGGAUACUGCCCGCGGGUAUUCUGCCAUUCGCACCCAGUCCUUCCAUGCGGACGCUCGGACCUGCCAGGCUUGGACACUGUUAAGCUUUACUGUCCCAAUUGCUUCGACUGCUACGCCCCUCCAUCUUCCCGAUUCCACGGUGUCGAUGGCGCAUUCUUUGGGACAACAUUUCCGCACCUCCUUUUCCAAUGCUACCGCGACAUUGCACCCUCGCCCAUCGCGCCACCGGGGUCGAAUGAGAAAUCACUCAACCCGCUCCUGCCGUCGUCGCACUUUUCCGCCGUCGACGAGUCUGGCGUAGGCGCCAUGGGCGGCUUUCCGGACGGUCGCGGGAGCGACUCGCACAUGCCGCCGCACCUGGUUGGCCAAAAAGUACCGAAUGAGCGGCUCUACACGCCGCGCAUCUAUGGGUUCAGGGUCAGCGAGCACGCAAAGAGCGGUCCACGGAUGCGCUGGUUGCGCAUGCGCCCAGAGAGCUACGAUGAGCUCAUGAAAGGCCUCCCAGCGGGCUCGACGAACAAGCCUGCGACGGAUACCUUGGAUGUAUCGCCAGCAAGCAUUGGCAAUGGUGACGAAGCAUUAUCGCCCAGGGUGGAUGUUGCAGGGACAGUGGAGAAGUCUGACGCAAUGGCCAUCUCGGGAAGCGGGCGGUGAAGAGAGCCAUGCCGCAAUAGCUUUACUUUACCUUGACUUUCCACAUGUACUCGUACACUUCCCAUCUACACCUUUACACCCGAACUCACGGAGCAGCAUUGCAUCCAUUCUGCGGCCCAUAUCUUGGGAGUAAGGUGGAUCUGAAUUGAGUCGAUUUGUUGCCAGACGAAGCGACGAACGCGCCUUAGAA